GAUCUUUAUUGGUUAAUGAUCCAGUGAUAUUCAUUUUGACACGUUGGGUAGGUAUAUUUAUCCCCUCCGUUGCUGAUGUGUAUUGAUUUUUUUUUGUGUGUGAAUGUGGUUGACCAGGUAAUUCAUAGACGUAAACUUACCUACAACUAUUGAUAUUAAGGCACGCUGUAAAGACACCAAGAUGAAGAAGUCCAUCGGAAUGAAGUUGAUCGAGAUCUAUUUGAUUUUUGCACUUGUUGUCAUCACAUACUCAUCUGCCAUUCCUAAACCCGGUGAGGACAAAAAGAAUCGAGUCCAUGAACAGAAACUGAGUGAAGCUGAACAUGAGCAUGAAGGAGAACACAAUACAGAUUAUGACCACGAGGCUUUCUUAGGCAAAGAUGAGGCCAAAACAUUUGAUCAACUCACGCCCGAGGAAAGCAAGGAAAGGCUAGGAAUUAUUGUUGGGAAAAUUGACAAGGAUGGAGAUGGGUUGAUCACAGAGCAGGAACUAAAAGAAUGGAUUCAGUAUGUUCAGAAAAGGUACAUUGUCACGGAUACUGACAGAAUGUGGAAGGACCACACUACAGAAGGAGAUAAACUCUUGUGGUCGUCGUAUAAAAAGAGAACAUACGGAUCAGAUGAAGAUCCAAAUGAGGAGGACUCUUCCACAUUCAGUUACAAAGACAUGAUCGAGCGGGACGAGAGACGAUGGAAGGCUGCCGAUAAAAAUGGGGAUGGUUUCCUAUCGAAGGAGGAGUUCGCAGACUUCCUUCAUCCAGAGGAAGCAGAGCAUAUGAGAGAUAUUGUCGUGAAGGAAACUAUGGAGGACAUUGACAAAGAUAAAGAUGGAUAUAUCAGUUUAGACGAAUACAUAGGGGAUAUGUGGCCAGAAAAAAAUGAGGAGGAGCCCGACUGGGUCAAAACUGAACGUGAUACGUUCAAAUCUGUCCGAGAUAAAAAUGGAGAUGGCAAAAUGGAUCUUCAGGAAGUUAAAAACUGGAUCAUUCCCCCUGAUUAUGAUCAUUCUGAGGCUGAAACUAAACACCUCAUUCAUGAAUCAGAUAACAAUAAGGAUAACAAGUUGACAAAGGAAGAAAUCCUAGAACACUAUGACCUCUUUGUGGGCAGCCAAGCUACAGACUUCGGAGAGGCUCUCACAAGACAUGAUGAGUUUUAAAAACGUGAACUUUAGUUCAAUCAAGUGCCGUUGCACUAACAGUUUUAUCAUCUUUUCAUCAAGAUCAUUCUUUUUCCUCAUGUUAUGUGUGUGUAUUACCUAUCAAGAGACUAGAUUUUAAUUUUUGUCAGAUGAUUGAGUUAGUGAUAAAAAAAAUUUGAAAUAACAGUCUUGAUGUUUGAAGUUCAAUCAGUCAUUAAGAUUGCCGGUGCAUUAAGAAUUUGAUCUGUUCAGGAAGUGAUGAUUGAAUGUCCUCUUAACAUCUGUAUGUUUACAGAUUGCUGAAAGUAAAUAUAUUGAAUAUCCUUAUAACAUCUAUAUUUUUACAGAUUGCUGAAAGUAAAUUUUUAUAUGUGUUUGAAAGACAUUAGAAGGAAUAUUGAUGAAGGGGAAUAUCUUCUAAACAUCUCAGAUCCUUAUUAAUGACUGAGUUAUUACCCUAAUGCAUUUUAUGAAAUAAGCAAAACUCCUUUGAUAGGUUUUACACUGUAGCGAAUACCAAAAGUGGUCUUGUAUACAUGUGUGAGCAUGUUUAUAAUUGUGAUGCUGUAGUUAUAGAGAAAAUGCCUAUAUAGUUGUAAAUAUGCUGUGUAAAAGUUUUUUUUUAAAUAUAGCUACAUGUAUAUUGAGCUUUUCUGAUCAUGUUUGUGUGACAUCUCUUUGUAUAUCUUUUCAGUGUGAACUUCACACAUUUUCAGUUUGGUUUUUUUCUCCAGAAAAACGGUCAUUUUUAAUCAACUUGCUACAAAGCAAUGUCAGAUUCUCGUUUGUCUAAUCUUGACCUUAGGUCAAGGGAGACACCACAAAUGAGUUUAAAUUUUUGAAAUUUAUAAAUAUAUUGAAGAAUUCUUUCAAAAUCUUUUGAAGAACUGCAAGAAUGCAAUUUUUAAUGGUGUGUAAAUUCAAGUUUAUCCUCUUGGGAGGAUCUAAGAUUUUCAAUUAAAAAAAUCACAGGAUCCACCCCAGGGGGAGGGGGUCUUUAAGUUUUUAUGUGCAACACCCAUUGUGUUUGUCCAUGACCUCCAGGUCAAGGUUAGCCAUUAAGAUUAAAAGUUUUACAUUAGAAUGCAAAGGAAAAUCUUGUUACGAAGAACUACGACCUGCAUGAUUACAAAAGUGGAUUCAAAUUUAUUGAAAAUCUGCUAUCGCCAGGUGAGCUAUGAGGACCUAUGCCAUAGAUUCUGAUCCCAAUAGGGUAGAUUUUUUAUUUUUUCUAUAUAGUAUGCUUUUCUUUUUUCCAUGAUUAUUUUUUUUAUUGGUGUCCGGUACUGAUUUACUGGAGAUGUUGUUAUUGGUAAAAUUGUUAGUUAAUUUGCUUUAAUUUUGAUUUUGUAUUAAUCAAAAUUUUUACACAAAAAAAUUAGUCAUCUUUGAAGGAUUUUGUCAUGUUUGUAUAAGAAUUAUGCCUGUGUAGCAUGUUGUUGGCUCAAAGUUUAAUUAUCUUAGAUAAAUAUAAAUGAAUGAUACAAAGAUCUGAAAUGUUAACAGAAGUUUUAUAAGAAUGCAUGCUUUAAUUUGAAUUGAGAACCCAGCUCAUACACAGUAGUUUUGGACUUUCCUUGGGUGUGAGAAUUUAUUUGGUACAAACAUGUUCAAGACUUCACAAGAAUUGAAGAUGCCAAAUAUGUACAUGUAAGAAAAGUUUACAGAAUACCAAAGAGCACAGUGUAAUGUAGGCAUUAUUGUUGUAGCACUGAAUGGGGUGUGGUAAUUCAAAAACACUGUGUCUAUCUAACGACCCAUGUGUUCCUAUUAUGAGACAGAGUAUGGAUUUCAUCCACAUAAUUACUAUGUGGGUAUGUAUAUUGAUUAAUUUGCUUGUCAAACAAUCAAUUUUUAAAAUAGAUCGUAUGAUGUCCUAAGUGAAUGUGUUCCAAUACUUCGAGUUAUGCCCCUUUGUAUUCAUUGAACAAAAAAUUUUCAAUGUGCAUAAUUUUAUGAAUGAUAUUUAUAUAUCUAUUAUCUAGUUUAUCACCAUCAAUGUUAAAAAGGUUGUAUGCAGUGUCUCACAUCUGAAGUCUGUCAUGGAAUUUUAUAUUUAUUUUUGUGUUUCUUGCCAGUUUGUGCUAGUGGUGAGUGUAUUGAGCAAAUCAUGUAUUUUAUGAUUUAAAAAAUAUGGUUGGAUUGAAAAAUAGAGUAACUGGAUUUUUUCCUUUAAUAUGUUAUUUGAUGAGUACUCUGCAAUAAAAACUGGAUAUUGUUAAAGUUUGA
Ostrea edulis (European flat oyster) is the source of this 3370-nucleotide messenger RNA. RefSeq names its product calumenin-B-like. Gene Ontology annotation, molecular function: calcium ion binding. Lineage: Eukaryota; Metazoa; Mollusca; Bivalvia; Ostreida; Ostreidae. Bases 182 to 1159 code for a protein of 325 amino acids. Gene Ontology annotation, cellular component: endoplasmic reticulum. The record is from RefSeq and is a predicted model, not a curated record. The transcript is spliced from 8 exons.